GAAACAGCAGGGAUGGAUCCCAUACAUGCAUGGCACCCAUCCCCUCGGUGAGGGAGGACCCGCCUUCACUUCCUCAAUUCCAGCCCUCAUCUCAGGAGGGCAGCCAAGGUCUGUCAAGCUUUUUAACAACAGCCAAUAAAUACCGGAAGCUGACCAGAUUGACCUACACAAGAUGAAGAAAUGUGGACAAUUCGUUACUUUAUUUGAGCUUUUUGGCAAGUGUCAGGGGUCUUAUCAUUUACAAGUCAAAACUGGCAAAUUAUAAUAAUUUCACAACAGCCAACACUACAACUUAAUAGAGCAUCCCAUCCGCCCUUGAUAGGCUGGCUCGCUGAUUAUUUCUAGGGUGACUGAUUUAUGGAUCAUCAAUGUAUUUUUGUUUGUUUCUAUUAUAAAUAAACGUGAUGUUUAUUUAAAACCUUAACUAUGACUUGACUCAAGGUUAUAAUAAAUUAACGAAUUGGGUGAUUCAAUUGGUCUUAUGUAGAACACUUUUUGAUUAUGUUUGUAGCCUUAUUUGCCAUUCACAUUUAUAUUAGAAAACAAUGAUUCCAAUGUAACGUGAUUGGACCCAUACAGUCUAUGGACUGGACACACAUGACACUCUUUUCACCUAUUAUAAAAAAAGAGUGAUGGUUAUGUUUUCUCUGAGACCAAUUGAAUUCUCUUCUUCAUUAUUUUCAAUAAUAUGAGGCAGCAUAGUUUUUAUACUGUAUUUUGAUGAUUACUAUCAGCCCCCCCAACUCAAGUAACAAAAUGCAAUAUUAUAAAGAUAACUCAACAAAAAGUAAAUAUCUAUUAAACCUUAAUAUGGAAAGUAAUAAUACUUCGUGAUAUUGCCACUCAAACUAAAUCUAACGGUCACCGUUUGGAGUCUUAUUUUGAAAAUGUCCACCGGAAGGGCCUUGUUUCCUCUUCAAUUCAACAGUAAAGUUGAGGGAGGCAAUUCAUCGCACAAGUAACCCAGGGGAAGGAGGCUUCAUCAAGUUUCUCUCAUCCUUUUCUUUUGGAUAAUAACUUAUUUUCAUCCAACCGUCCGGGGCCCGGGACACAGAAACAUGGCUGCUCUUUCAGCCUGGUUCUGGAACGAGCGGUUCUGGCUCCCACACAACGUCACCUGGGCGGACCUGGCGGACCCGGCUCCCGGGGUGGAGUACCCCAAAGCGGGGCACUUGUUUUCUGCCUUGCCGCUGGCUUUGGGGAUUUUCGCCUUGAGGAUUCUCUUCGAAAGGUGUGUUGCCAGCCCUUGUGCCCGGAGCCUCCUCAUCCACCCUGGUGUUGGACGAAGAGCUCAUUCUAAUGCGGUGCUGGAGAAAGUGUUUACAUCCAUCACAAAGUCUCCAGACUCUCGGCAUCUGGACGGCUUGUCGAAGCAGCUGGACUGGGAGGUGCGAAAGGUCCAGCGCUGGUUUAGAAACCGCAGGAACCAAGACAAACCCAGCACUCACACUAAGUUCUGUGAGAGCAUGUGGAGGUUUACAUUUUAUUUGUGCAUAUUUACCUAUGGGUUCCGGUUUCUGUGGCAGACUCCUUGGAUGUGGGAUACUCGGCAUUGCUGGUACGGUUAUCCCUAUCAGGUCAUGACUCCGGGUCUUUACUACUACUAUGUAACAGAACUGGCUUUCUACUGGUCCCUAAUGUUCUCCCAGUUCACUGACAUUAAAAGAAAGGACUUCAUGAUAAUGUUCAUCCAUCACCUGGCGACGAUUGGUCUGAUCAGCUUUUCUUACGUCAACAACAUGACGCGAGUAGGGAGUCUCGUGAUGUGCGUACACGACGCCUCCGACUUCCUGCUAGAGCUAGCCAAGCUGGCGAACUAUGCCAAGUACCAGCGCCUGUGUGACUUCCUGUUCAUUGUGUUCAGUGUGGCAUUCUUCAUCACACGACUAGUUAUUUAUCCAAUAUGGGUCCUGAACUCCACUAUGUUUGAGAGCUGGGCCAUAGUGGGGCCGUACCCCUCCUGGUGGCUCUUCAACUUCUUACUGCUCGUCCUCCAAGUGCUGCACAUCAUCUGGUCCUACCUCAUAGCCCGUAUAGCUGUCAAAGCCGUGCUGAGGGGCAAGGUGUGCAACGAUGUCCGCAGUGACAUUGAGAGCAGCUCAGAGAACGAGCCUGACACGCCCACAGAGGGUCCGAAGGCUUUCUCUCAUUCUCCCAAGGGAGAAAACGGCACUAACGGCCACUGUGCUGCUGCCAAAGCUCGAGUGCAGAACCACAGCAGCUGGUGACACGAGGCUGGGAGCCCCCAGCAGUUCAUCCCAUAAUAUGUAAUACGUGCUUUGUGUGUCUUUGACGUUCAAAGCUUACACCGACACACACUGAGGAUGGAUACACUGAUAUCUGCUAAGAGCCUCGUAAUGACAUGUACGACACCUCUCCAGAGGUGACAUGUAAAAGCGGAAACGUUAUGGAGAUCUGUUGAAGCAAGUGUUUUGUAUAGCCUUAUUUUUCAAACGAUGGGAUUGGUUUUGUGCCGAGUUUGGCUGCAGAUGUUGAUUGGUUUUAAUGUUCUCUCCCAGUUUUAUUGGUCAGAUGAACUUCAUUAUUUUUCAGUUAAGGGUUAAAUCACACUGGAUCACAAAGGGCAGAAAACACUAAUUGUGUUGUAUUUUCAAUCUGUGAUGUAACAGCAGGUAUUUUAUGUAUAAUUAACUGUAAUACGGUAUAAGUAACUUAUUAUAGCUGUGGUUUUAUCAGCUUUUAAAAUAUGCACCUGCUGUUUGUAUGAACAGAAGUAAACACUUGAGGCGUUUGCGAGAGAAGAGUUUGCCUACUGCGAUGUAUUGUGGAUUUUUCCUUUAACAAUGUUGUUAAGCUACUUUGUUACUUGUUUAUUUCCAGUGUUUUUGUACUACUUCUUCUGAGACCAAAUGUGUAUGAAAUUGUUUGCCACUGCCUUUAUAGGAAUCCAGGUAUGAGGACUUUACUAAAUGUCUCGUAUCACAUUCUCAAUUGAGUUCCUUGUAAAAAUAUUUCCAAAUAUAUUCUGUUGUUGAAAAAUGU
Molecule: messenger RNA, 3003 nt
Organism: Gymnodraco acuticeps
Lineage: Eukaryota; Metazoa; Chordata; Actinopteri; Perciformes; Bathydraconidae
Gene: cers5
Product: ceramide synthase 5
Exons: 11
Coding region: 1059-2228 (389 amino acids)
Biological process (GO): ceramide biosynthetic process
Cellular component (GO): membrane
Molecular function (GO): sphingosine N-acyltransferase activity; DNA binding
Source: RefSeq, a predicted model, not a curated record